This is a messenger RNA of Penicillium vulpinum, 231 nucleotides long. RefSeq lists its product as uncharacterized. NCBI's taxonomy places the organism in Eukaryota, Fungi, Ascomycota, Eurotiomycetes, Eurotiales, Aspergillaceae. The record is from RefSeq and is a predicted model, not a curated record. The transcript is spliced from 2 exons. The coding region runs from base 1 to 231 and encodes 76 amino acids.
AUGUACUGGAAAUCCGGUAUCGAUUGUCAUUUGUGUAUUGUGAUUUCCACUCUCGUGCGCAUUACUGGCAUAGCCACAGCGCUGAUUACCCCCCUCGUCUGUAAUGGAAAAACCCGUACCGCUGUGUUCGAUACACAAUUUCGGUACCAACUUCAGCCUGGUUCAUACCAUAUUGCAACGUUGAACGUGGCCACCCUACACAUUACGGUUGCCUCUGAGUAUGGAGCCUAA